Camarhynchus parvulus is the source of this 1772-nucleotide messenger RNA. It is a transcript of the gene WBP1, whose product is annotated as WW domain binding protein 1. NCBI's taxonomy places the organism in Eukaryota, Metazoa, Chordata, Aves, Passeriformes, Thraupidae. The record is from RefSeq and is a predicted model, not a curated record. The transcript is spliced from 4 exons. The coding region runs from base 40 to 930 and encodes 296 amino acids. Gene Ontology annotation, molecular function: WW domain binding.
GCGGGCGCGGGGCCGCGGCGGGCUUUAGGCGGCGGCGCCAUGGAGCGGCCCGGGAGCGCCGAGGGGGCCUGGGCCGCGCUGCUGGGCCGGCAGCACCCGCAGGCCCGGGAGUUCUGCCCGGGGGUGAACAACCGGCCCUACGUGUGCGAGACCGGGCACUGCUGCGGGGAGAGCGGCUGCUGCACCUACUACUACGAGCUGUGGUGGUUCUGGCUGCUCUGGACCAUCCUGAUCCUGCUGAGCUGCUGCUGCGCCUUCCGGCACCGCCGGGCCAAGCUGCGCCUGCAGCAGCAGCAGCGGCAGCGUGAGAUCAACCUCAUCGCCUACCACGGUGCCUGCCAGUACCCGCCCUCCUCGGGAGACCUCCGGCUGCUGGCCUCCUUCAAGCUCCCGGCGUACGAGGAGGUGGCGCAGCGCCCCGGGACGCCGCCGCCGCCCUACAGCCCCGGGAGCCCCUCGCUGUCGCCGGGCUCCUCCGGGGGCUGCAGCUCCUGCUCCUGCGGCUGCUCCUGCGCCUCCUCCCCCAGCAGCUCCUCUCUCUCGGCGCCGGGCACCGAUGAGACAGACCCGGAGCCGGGCCCGGGCACGGGGGGUGGCAGUACCGGCCGUGAUUACGGCUCCAGCAGCACCGGCACCGGUGCCAGCUGGGACCUGCCCCUGCCCGAGGAGCCGCCGGCCCGCGGGGGCGCCCCCAAACAAGUGCCCCCGGACUUGUGUGAGGCUGAGGGCCACCCCUGCUCCAACACCGAGGGGGGUGAGGGUGGGGCGGGCAGAGCUGUGCCAGGGGGAUGCCCCGGGCGGCACCGAAGGCUCACGGGGGAUUCGGGCAUUGAGGUGGGCCGGGGUGUGGAGGAGGAGGAGGGUGAGCCUGAGGGCUGUGGGGGAGCAGGGGGUGGUGGGGGGCCCGGCUCACCCGUGCUGCCCGUCUGAGCCCCCCCACAGGACCCCCGACUGGGGUCUGGACUCAUCACGGAGCCCCGGGGGGCCCCUCGCCCCGACUGACACCCACCUUGCAGUGUGGUGGGGUCCUGCUGGAGCCCCCUUCCCUCCAAACUGCUCCUGGGGCCUCCCCUGUGAUCCCAGUGCUGCUGCCCAGGGGGGCCCCAUCGCCCGGGGGGUGCCCGAGGCCAUGGGGGUGGGUGGGAGGUCCCGGCGCGUUCUCUCACCAUUAAAGAGAUGUGAAGUACCAUCGACCUUGUGGUGGGUGCACUGGGCUGGGUGGUGACCCCUGACUCCAGAGGAAGGGGCAAAACAUCCCCCCCAUGGCACAGGGGUCAGCAAAGGUGACACUGUGACACCCUGACAUGAGGCCACAGUCAUGGAGGUUUAUUGCAGGGGAGGCAGGGGGGCUCUGGCACUGCCCCCCAACACCUCCCCUGACCCUGAGCACGCCAGGCAGGCAGGGGGCACAGGGACCCCCCCACAUCAAUAGUCCUCAGCCAUGGCCAGCACCACGAGCGCCGACCAGCCGGCGAAAGGGUGACAACCCUGCCCGGUGCCAUCGCUGUCCCGGUAGUGCUCCCACAGGAAUCCGGUGGCCUCGUACUGCCGGAACACGUUGGCCACGAGGUUUUGGCGCAGCUCCCGGUAGAGCUUUGCCGCUCGCUCCCGGUGCGGCCCUGCCGCCCGCGCGUACCCGUGCAGCGCCCGCAGCGCCAGGAAGUUGAUGUUGACCCAGACGGAGCCGCGCCAGUAAGGGGGGUCGUGCUCGGUGUUGCGCCGCAGGUACAAGGGGCUGUCGCGGGCCAGCGAGCGCAGCCCGAAGGGCGUCC